AAUUGAAACGUCAAUCAGCUGUUUUCAUAAUCUGACAAGUUUCACCGGCUAAAUUUUUUCUGCUUCUGCAUGGGAAAAAGGAAUUCUUUAUAUUUUUUAUUUCUUUAAAUUUAACCAUUUCAUGCUUUACUCAAAGUUUUCCUAAAAUAAGUUAUAACUAUGAGCACAUUAAAGGCGAUAUUUAACAAGCAGGGACUGUGGUGUGCACAACAGCGGUACGCUCUGUCGAAAUUAACGAGAACAACAUGCAUUGCGACAUGUACAUUCAACAACAGUAGUGCUAACAGCAGCAACAGCACGAGAAAGUAUUCAAAUUUUGCACCGCAUUUGAAUAAUGAGUUUUCAAAAUACGACGGUAUAAAUAAGACACUAUUGACAACAAUAUUCUGGCAGUCGCAAACAACAUCUCGACAAUACGGCAAGAAAUCUCCACAGUUUACUAGCAAAGAAGAUGCCAAAGCGAUUGAAGAUGAUUUAUUUGGUGAAACAUCCAAAUUGGGACUUUUUGCAAGAUUCAAACUUAUGUAUAAAAAGUAUUGGUACGUUUUGAUACCAGUACAUAUUGUAACGUCAAUCGGUUGGUUUGGUUCUUUCUAUUAUCUGUCAAAAAGUGGAGUAGAUGUACCGUCUAUGUUACAAUACAUACAUUUAAGUGAAUCCAUAAUCAACAAGGUGCAAGAUUCUGAAAUGGGUCACAUAGCGAUAGCCUAUUUAUGCUAUAAAGUAGUUACACCGCUUAGAUAUGCACUUACCUUGGGUGGUACAACUGUUUCUAUUAAGUACCUCGUACAGGCUGGACAUAUCAAACCUAUACCAAGCAAAAAAGAUAUCAUCAAAAUAUAUGCACAAAAGAAAGCAGACCGUGCAGCUGCCAAAGCAGAAAAAGAGGACAAAUUCGUAGAGAAAAAAUGAUAUUACGCCUAUGUCCAAAACAAGUCAAAACGUUAAUUUCAUUUUUUUAUUUUGCAUGAUUUUAAAAAUCGACAGAAUCAAACUUAUAUUUUGUAUUAAUAUGUUUUCAAUUUAAAUCUUUUAAUUGUUUGUUAAAUUGGAAACGGUUUAAUACAAAUAAACGAAAACAUAAAUUUUCCUCAAAGGUGGAGAUUGUAAAAUAAAUUAAUAUGUUUUAAAUUUCAUUUUAUAUAUAAUAUAAGACCUAUGAAAUAUAAAACCUAUUAAUGACUAUAAGGCGGCGGUUAAUUUUAAAAGUGACUUUAAUGUUAAGAGGCAUAUAAAAUUGUUAGUGUAAUCUUAUCUUGGAUAUAUAAAUAAUUGUUUUCAUUUAAAUUUAUAUUAUCAAGACUUGGCAUUAAAAAUGCCUUCUGUAAAUAUUG
This is a messenger RNA of Teleopsis dalmanni, 1334 nucleotides long. Its product is annotated as protein FAM210A-like. The transcript has 3 exons. NCBI's taxonomy places the organism in Eukaryota, Metazoa, Arthropoda, Insecta, Diptera, Diopsidae. Gene Ontology annotation, cellular component: mitochondrion. The coding region runs from base 160 to 912 and encodes 250 amino acids. The record is from RefSeq and is a predicted model, not a curated record.